Messenger RNA from Scophthalmus maximus (turbot), 1886 nucleotides. RefSeq names its product nicotinate phosphoribosyltransferase (gene naprt). NCBI's taxonomy places the organism in Eukaryota, Metazoa, Chordata, Actinopteri, Pleuronectiformes, Scophthalmidae. Bases 47 to 1735 code for a protein of 562 amino acids. The record is from RefSeq and is a predicted model, not a curated record. Gene Ontology annotation, biological process: NAD+ biosynthetic process. The transcript is spliced from 13 exons. Gene Ontology annotation, molecular function: nicotinate phosphoribosyltransferase activity.
CCCCCCUGAGCCCUGGCCCCGGGGCUUCGGGGGGAGGGAGGUAAACAUGGCAGCGCCGUCCAGCAGCAGCGGCAGCGCGAGCGGCCCACGCGGGGCCAUGGAGCGGUGUCUGCGGGAGCGCGCCCCGCCGCUGCUCACCGACCUGUACCAGUUCACCAUGGCGUACGCGUACUGGCGCGCCGGCCGCCACCGGGAGCCCGCCGCCUUCGAGCUCUUCUUCCGGGACAACCCGUUCGGCGGCGGCUUCUCGCUGUUCGCCGGGCUGCACGACUGUCAGCUGUUCCUGCGCGGCUUCCGCUUCACGGACGAAGAUGUGGACUUCCUGCGCACGGUCCUGCCUCCGGCCACCGAGCCCGCCUUCUUCCAGUUCCUGCGGGACCUGGACUGCUCGGGCGUCACGCUGCGCUCCGUCCCAGAGGGAACCGUGGUGUUCGCCAGGGUGCCACUGAUGGAGGUGGCAGGUCCACUGGCCGUGGUGCAACUGCUGGAGACCAGUUUACUGUGUCUGGUGAACUACGCCAGUCUGGUUUGCAGUAACGCCGCACGUUUCCGCCUGGCGGCCGGCCCCAGGAGGAAGCUGCUGGAGAUGGGCCUCAGGCGGGCGCAGGGGCCUGACGGAGGCCUCACCGCCUCCAGAUACUCCUACAUCGGAGGCUUUGACCUCACCAGUAACGUUCAGGCCGGAUUCCUGUUUGGGAUCCCGGUCGCCGGGACCAUCGCUCACUCGUACGUCACCUCCUUUACCUCCCUGGAGGAGGUGUGGCCACAGACCCUGGCGGCGGCGAGCGGAGUACCCGACCCCGUCGACCUCAUCUCUCUGACGAAGGGCUGGUUGAGCCGCGUGUGCGAGCUCCUGGGAGCGGCGCCCGGGAAGAUCCGGGAGGGCGAGCUGGCCGCCUUCUUGUCCUUCGCCAUCGCCUACCCUCAGAACUUCCUGCCCGUGAUCGACAGCUACAGCGUGGGCUGCAGCGGCCUGUUGAACUUCUGCGCCGUGGCCUUGGCGCUGUGCGAGCUGGACUACCGGCCCGUGGGCGUCCGCCUGGACAGCGGCGACCUCUGCAGCCAGUCGGUCGACGUCCGCCGCGUCUUCCGGCUCUGCGGCGAGCGUUUCUCCGUCCCCGCUUUCCAUUCGCUGCUCAUCGUCGGGAGCAACAACAUCUCGGAGCAGAGCAUGGCGGAGCUCAGCAAGAAGGAGAACGAGAUCGACGUGGUCGGUGUCGGGACGCAUCUGGUCACCUGCACCAAACAGCCCUCGCUCGGGUGUGUGUACAAGCUGGUGGAGGUGAGGGGACGGCCCAGGAUGAAGAUCAGUGAAGACCCAGAGAAGAGCACUGUGCCCGGGAGGAAAUCUGUCUACCGGCUCGAAGACGCCGAGGGUCACCCCUUUCUCGACCUCGUGUGCCUGGAGGCGGAGUCUCCUCCCGAGGCGGGGGUCCCGCUGAGCUGUUACCCUCUGGGGCGCGACGACUCCGCCGCCGCCUCCUCUUUCACUCCGGCUCGGGUCGCCUGUCUGCGCCAGGAAGCGUUCAGCAGAGGACAGAUCACACAGCCUCCGUGCAUCGCCGCGGAAACUAGAGCAAAGGUCCAGAUCUCCCUGCAGACGCUGCACCCGCGACACAAGAGGCUGCAGGAGCCAGACGCCUACACAGUGGCGCUGUCGGAGAAACUCCACAAGCUGGUGACGGAGAUCCGGAGAGGAAGCGCCGACGACAGCAACUUUCUCUUGGCCAACUGACGACGAUCCGUCACAACUUUUCUGUUUUAGUUUUUUUUUGGUUUUGGUCUUUUUGCUCACAUGAAGUUCCUCACGCACACACGUGAAUAGAUGAUGAAAACAUAACCGUGUUUUACACCGUGUUUCUCCAAAUACACACAAAAAAACCUCA